AGUAAACAUUGUCGGAAAUUUUUUUCUGCAAGCCGGUCAUUCGAAACUAAAGGACACAGCACUAUCACUUCACUUCUGCUUUGACCUUCGACAUGGCGGGUUGUGGUCGCAUGCUGACUUUGACUCGUCAUUUCUCGACAACUGGUGCGGUCAACGCUGGUCUCGUCAAGCCUCCUUUAGCAGUAUUUGGCAUUGAGGGCCGGUAUGCAACUGCACUGUACUCGGCGGCUUCCAAAGAGAAGAAGCUUGAUGUUGUCGAGAAGGAGCUCCUCAGGUUCAAGGGCAUGAUGGAGCAAGACAGCAAGCUUGCACAGUUUAUUGAGAACCCACUUGUCAACAAGCUCGUCAAAAGAGAUGCCCUCCAGGAUGCCCUCAAGAAGUUGCAGUUCAGCAAUUUGACUGUAAAUCUCAUUGGCUCCCUGGCUGAGAAUGGCAGGUCACGUUUUGUGAAGCCAGUGAUUGGGGCCUUUUCACGCAUCAUGGGCGCUGUGAGAGGGGAAGUGCCCUGCGAGGUGGUCACUGCCAAGCCCUUGGAUGCUGCCAUGGAUAAGGAGCUUGAGUCUGCACUGAAGGCAUUCCUCAAGAAAGGAGAGGUGCUUGUAAUCACCAAGAAGGUGGACCCCAGUAUCAUGGGUGGCAUGCUUGUCAGCAUAGGUGACAAGUUUGUUGACAUGUCCAUCGCGACCAAGGUCAAGACAUACACUGGCAUCCUGAAGCAGGCAGUCUGAACUCUAGCGUGAACACUGUGCACCUGUACUUUUCAAGACAUCAUGGAAGCCUGAUGCUUUUGCCAACACUGUAUAGUGAAUACAAUACUGAAA
Molecule: messenger RNA, 821 nt
Organism: Rhipicephalus sanguineus (brown dog tick)
Lineage: Eukaryota; Metazoa; Arthropoda; Arachnida; Ixodida; Ixodidae
Gene: ATPsynO
Product: ATP synthase subunit O, mitochondrial
Exons: 8
Coding region: 93-728 (211 amino acids)
Biological process (GO): proton motive force-driven mitochondrial ATP synthesis
Molecular function (GO): proton-transporting ATP synthase activity, rotational mechanism
Source: RefSeq, a predicted model, not a curated record